GUAGUCCGAGAAUCGCGGCUCUCAGUCAGAAUCAGCUUGUCACCAAAAUAACAUCUUCGUUCGGGCGCCCGCAGGUUGAAUCGACGCCGACGCGCUUGCUGUUUUUUAGUUUCCUGUUCUGCCCUUAUAGAGCAACAGAUAUUUGUUUAUCCACGUGUUCGUUCGAUAUGCGUACGUGAACCGGUUCAAAGCGAAAUGGAAGUUCUCUUUGCUUUGAUAUUUGUUGUAUCCGGAGCGCUACGAACGGUGUACGGUUACUCGUGGCCUAACGAGGAGACUACAACUCGCGCUAACAAGGACUAUCGAAAUGAUCCACUGGUUGUUGAAACAACUAGUGGUUUUAUUCGGGGACAUUCCAAAACGGUACUCGGACGAGAAGUUCAUGUGUUCACUGGGAUUCCAUUUGCCAAACCUCCAGUUGAACAGUUACGAUUUAGGCGACCAGUGCCCAUUGAUCCCUGGCAUGGAGUUCUAGAAGCCAACAAAUUGCCUAAUUCCUGCUUCCAAGAACGCUACGAAUACUUUCCAGGAUUCGAGGGUGAGGAAAUGUGGAACCCUAAUACCAAUAUAUCAGAAGAUUGUUUAUACCUAAACAUUUGGGUUCCUCAGCGUUUGCGCAUUCGACACCAUGAUAAUAAACCUCCAAUGGAAAGGCCCAAGGUCCCAGUACUGGUAUGGAUCUAUGGAGGCGGUUACAUGAGCGGAACGUCCACUUUGGAUAUUUAUGAUGCUGAUAUAAUUGCUGCUACGAGCGACGUGAUUGUCGCUUCGAUGCAAUAUCGCGUGGGAUCAUUUGGCUUUCUUUAUUUAAAUAAAUAUUUCCCUAAAGGCAGUGAUGAGACUCCUGGAAAUAUGGGCUUGUGGGACCAAGCAUUGGCUUUACGCUGGAUUAAAGAAAACGCCGCUGCCUUUGGAGGCGACCCAGAGCUUAUAACCCUUUUCGGAGAAUCAGCUGGGGGUGGAUCUGUAAGCAUUCUGCUUUUAAGUCCAAUCACGAAAGGUCUUGCUAAGAGAGGUAUUCUGCAAUCUGGAACAAUGAACACUCCUUGGAGCUACAUGUCAGCAGAUCAAGCUGAAGUAAUUGGAAAGGGUCUAGUCCACGAUUGCGGCUGCAACAUCACAAACCUGGAAACUAACCCUUAUCAAGUAUUGGACUGUAUGCGAGCUGUCGACGCAAAAACAAUAUCUUUGCAGCAGUGGAAUUCCUAUUCGGGAAUACUGGGUUUUCCGUCCAUGCCCACAAUAGAAGGCGUGUUUCUCAGCAAACAUCCUAAGGACAUGUUGGCGGAGGGAGACUAUGAAGAUAUGGAGAUUCUUUUAGGCAGCAAUCAAGAUGAAGGAACCUACUUUUUGCUCUACGACUUCAUCGAUUUCUUUGAAAAGGACGGGCCUAGUUUUUUACAAAGGGAGAAAUAUCACGAUAUUAUUGAUACGGUGUUCAAGAACUUCAGCAAGCUGGAAAGAGAUGCUAUUGUUUUUCAGUACACAGAAUGGGAGAACGCCAACGAUGGCUAUUUGAACCAAAAAAUGGUAGGCAGCGUAGUGGGUGAUUACUUCUUUGUAUGUCCAAUGAAUGACUUCGCUGAAAUGGCAGCCGAAAGAGGCAUGAAGGUCUACUACUAUUAUUUUACUCAUCGGACAAGUACAUCUCUUUGGGGCGAGUGGAUGGGAGUGAUGCACGGAGACGAGAUCGAGUACGUGUUCGGCCACCCUCUAAACAUGUCAUUGCAAUUUAACUCCAGAGAAAGAGAAUUGAGUCUGAAGAUCAUGCAAGCUUUUUCGAGGUUUGCUGCUACUGGAAAACCAGUGACCGAUGACGUGAACUGGCCAUUAUAUACGAAAGAGCAACCUCAAUACUUUAUAUUUAACGCUGAAAGGAACGGGAUUGGCAGAGGUCCUCGUGCACAAGCAUGUGCGUUUUGGAAUCAUUUUUUGCCUAAAUUGCGAGAAAAUUCAGGAUCUGAUGACCCGCCUUGCGUGAAUACAUAUCUUAGCAAAAUAUCUUCGUCGUCCAACCGGCUAGAAUCAGCAAUCGCUGGGGUCCUACUGAUAAUGAAUUUGCUUACUGUAUUUCUUGCUGGAAUAUAAAUUUCUAAAGGGCUCAAGUUGUAUGUUUCAAACUUAGCCACGGGUUGAGAUGUAACCUUAGACAACUUCCUUGAGGGCAAACAAAAUUGGUAGGACUAGAUUUUAAAAGUUUAGGUCAGUUUCGAAUGAAACUUUGUAGUCGGCUUUUGAGAAUUUGUGGGGCUAGGGUUGGACAUGACACACAAAGAUGCUAAAAGAUAGUAAAAGGUUUGGACUGCAAAAUGUUUGGCUUAAUCGCUUUGACAAACAUUUAUUUACGAAGAAAUUUGGAUUCGUAUUAAUGCACUUGUAAUGGAAGUUAAAUGAAUUGCCAAAUUACAGGAACUGCACUGUCUCAAGAUUUUUCAAAUACAAUUCCUGAAAUUAGCGGUUGUGAUUCAAAAUUAUAAAAAUUAUGGAAUAAGAAAAUCUAUUAAUAUUGUUGUUAAAUAUACAAUGUGUACUAAAAGUAGGCAUAUAUUGCUGCUAUUAUUUGAUGUGCAAAGCUAUUAUAAAUGUGUAUUAGAUAGCUAAAUGUGCAGGUCUUUCAAUGUAACUUGUGUUAAUUUUUUUUGUGAGGUUUGAUGUUGUAAGCUAUAUGGAAUUUGUCUUCAGUUGCCAAUCCUCGCCUCAUAAAACAGUGUAGAAAUGCUUAGAUUUUUCUAGAGCUCACUUGUUUUUACAGUUUGACACGUCGUAGCUUUGUCCUAAUAUUCGAACAAAAGUCAGCUAGGAAAGUGUUUAAUUUAAAUAGCAUUUACUAAAUGUAGCUAAAUGUAAGAAGUGGCAUAUAAACUGAUAAGUGGCUCUGAUGUGUUACUUAUAUACCUAUCAAAUAAUAACAUUUAUAUAAAUAUGGUUGUGUGGAAAAGAUGUAGAAAACAUAUUAUGCAUAUGUGUAAUCAUGCAUCUUUUAACGUAUGCAGCUUACAUUCCUGUCUGUUUUAGGAAUUUAUGGCUUUCAGAUAACUCAAAAUAAGCUGGUACCAAAAGCCGUGCAAACUCGCAAUAUUUACUCAAUGAAGUAAAAAGUUGGCUUUCAUUUAGUUUUAAUAGAGAAUAAUCUAAAUUAAAAUGACAAAAAAAACGUUUUGGGCGACGUCAGUAAUUUGACUUCAAUAAAAUGGGCAUUAUUUUUUGUUAAUAAAUAAAAAACCGGAGCUGACUAGAUACUUUAGCCAGAAUCUGGCCUUCGCAUCAAAUACGUAAAACAAAAAUAUAUGCCCGAAGGUUACAUAAUGGAAAAUAUCCAGUUAAUCGGGUCAGUUAAUAGCUCUGUCAAAUAUGCAAAUCUUUUUCUAAAAUCAGCUUGGAAAAUUCGAAAUCUGCCAAUCGCAGUAUUUUUCGUUUCAAUAUAAAGGGAUUGCUUUUUCAUACUGGUUCGCUUCCACUAUCGGUCUAUCUUUAAUUCUAGUUUCGCUUUAAAUGCCCGUAUUGAGCAAUUUUUCCACACAUCCAUCCCCUUGCAAAACUCUUCUAACAUACGAUGAAAUGAAUGAUAAAAAAACAUGUUUUACACAUCUUCUCACAUAAUUACAUUUUUCAGCUGAAGUUGAAUAUCCAUAAUUAUAAGAAAUACUUCUUCAAGGAAAGAAGUAUGAAUCAUCAGUCAGCAUUUGCAUGUGGCCGUUUGACAUAGUAUAAAUCUAAGCGUCUCUAAUACAAGUUUAUACUAAGUCACAGACAAUCAUAAAUACGAAGCUAAUAAAGAAAUCUUAUGUUAGGUUAGGUAGACAUUAUGCAACAGUGCCACGCGCAUGUCUGUAGGUUAUGUUAAGUUAUGGGUGUAUUUAUAUAAGUUAACUACAUAUAUGAUAGAAUAUUAUAUAAGUUUAGUUUAAUAGCUAAUCCUUAGAUGUUUAACCUAUAGUGAUAAAACUGAAUGUUUACCCGUUCAUAUCACGAUAAGCAUAUCUUUAAUGUAACUCGUCACAUAUCAGAACUGCAGGUGAUAAAAUGAAUCUUUUGCAUAUCUCUAUAUUAUAUAUUGAGCCAAAAUAUAUUAUACAUAGUGUUUUGUUACAUAUACAAUGUAAAGUUUAUACACCUAUCUUAUAUUUCUUUAUAGCGCAUAGUAAUAAGAGUAGCUUAAACUUUUCAGAUAGUGAACUGUUUUAUAUGCAGGUAUGUGAGUUGAAAUCGAUAUUUCUGAGCUUGCUUUGGACGGCAGUAUUUAGCAAAAUAGUUUUUAAAAAUUUGUUGUGUCUAUCAAAAAUUUUCCAUUUCGAAAUUGAAUAUUGAAUCAUAUUAUUUUCAUCAAAAAUUAUACGAAAUGAGCAACUCCGACCCGAUAAUAAACGUCUAAUGUUA
Molecule: messenger RNA, 4377 nt
Organism: Dendroctonus ponderosae (mountain pine beetle)
Lineage: Eukaryota; Metazoa; Arthropoda; Insecta; Coleoptera; Curculionidae
Product: acetylcholinesterase
Exons: 6
Coding region: 196-2088 (630 amino acids)
Biological process (GO): choline metabolic process; acetylcholine catabolic process in synaptic cleft
Cellular component (GO): plasma membrane
Molecular function (GO): acetylcholinesterase activity
Source: RefSeq, a predicted model, not a curated record